GGUCUCACCUUCAGUUGCGCUUGACCGCUGAUACAUAAGCCUAUCUUUUGACACUUUCGUUCUUCAACCUCCUCACUUCUUUUCCCAUCUACCUUCGAGCUCUCUCGUCACUCAAACCUACGGUCACGAGCGAAGAACCUGCCAGCACGGGUGUGCUAUUUCCCUAAUGGAUACCGACGACAGCAAGAUUCCCACGCACGAUGGCACAGAAUCGCCUCUGUUCGAGCCUGAGGUGCCAACAGAGCUCUUGAUACCAGAUCUACCCGCUCUGGCACCCACCGACGCUACGGAGAUAAUCGAUUUAUCAUCGCUGACCAACGAAUCUACUGGGGAAGAAGAACAUGCUUCGCCGUACAUUCAGAAGUUGAGGGUUCUUGAGGCCGAUGCCAAACAAGAGAUAUCCAACUGGGAUCCCAAAUACCUCAGUCAAAAUCCUGAUGUUACUACGGCUGCACCAAUAACGCGCACCAAGCGAAAAGCCGCCGAGAUGGAAGAUGAACCAGACAGUGAUCUCGACGACAAUGACAGCGAUGACGGGGACGAUCGUGUGCCGGCUUACGACCCAGAUCAGCAAAACCGGCCCAAGUUACCGCUCUAUCAUCCAGGCUUCAAGCUUACAGAGUCCACCGCUACCACCAUACUGUCAACUAUCGUCCAGUACAUCACCAAGUCCAUGAACAAUGGAUAUGAUGAUGCAGAAGCGAAGCACCUUCGACAUGAGAUCGUGCAGAACAACAAGAUUCCGUAUCAGGAGAUAGUCCGCAUGUCUGUAGCUGGAGAUACUGGCGCAGGCAAAUCGGCUUUGCUUAACGCCCUCCUGGGUGUGGUCAAUCUGAACGUUGAGAGUGACGGAGGAAGCGCUUGCACGUGUGUCAUUACAGAAUUUCAGCAAGCACCUCCGAGUCAGACCAAAUCGUUCGCUGCUCAGGUCGAGUUCUUUGAUAUCACUAUCUGCGUAAAAAUGAUCACGGAUCUUUUUACCCAGUGGUGCAACGCAAAGCAAAAGCAACGACAGGAUGCGGACGACCUGGACGACGAAGAUUUGGAUCAGAUCAAGACUGCACGAGACUGCCUCCAAUCUCUAUUCGCAAACCGCCUAGAGCAUGGUACAAUCGAGAACUUUCUGUCGACGGCCACAUCACCCAAGGAUCAAAAAGUUAUCAAGCAGCUGACUGUUUGGACAACGAAGAUGCACCAAGGGUUUAUCCAACCGGGCCAAAAUUCAAUCUACUUCGAGUCUAGUACCCCGGAAAAUCUUGUUGAGAUGUACCAUCCGUUCACCAAAGAAGUCACACACGCAAGCUUUCAAGGGAAGCCAUUGACCUGCUCUCCUUGGCCUUUUGUCAAGAUCGUUCGGGUCUUUUUGAAGUCGCCCAUCCUUCAACAGAACGUUAUCGUUGCCGAUGUUCCCGGCGGAGCUGAUGUUAACUACUUCCGUAAAGACACUGCAGACCGCUAUCUACAGAGCUGCCAAAUGACUAUCGUUGUCGCCAAGAUCGAUCGCAUUUCCAACGACCUCUCAUUUCGCCAGAAGUACGUUGAUGCCUUUCGAAGAAGGCGAAGUGGCAGUGUGAUCCUCGUCGGCACGAAGUCUGAUAUUAUGAACACCGAGAUCAAUUCGACAUUGAAAUUUGAUUUCGCGGCCGAGGACCAACUAGCUUCCAUUGCCAACAAAGUCAAGGAGAUCGAGAAGGACAUUCAAAUCAUUGAUACCGACAUUGCUCACAACGCGCUCGAUAAGAAUGUCAAAGCAAACAAGCCGUUGAAGACACGCAAAAAGAAGCUCACAUCGCGCAAGAAUGACCUAGCAAAACAGCGAAAAGACAUUCUCAUCGUAGCGCGCAACAAGGAAGUGACCGUAGCUAUGGGCGAAAACUAUCGCGAGGACACCCGCGAUGACGCUAUCGCGGCCAUCUACUGCGUAUCAAAUCUCAUGUACAUGCGUCAUCUGCGCGGAUACGACAAGACGGACCAAUUGGCUGUUCCAACCAUGACGCUUGAUCAGACCCAGAUCCCAGCUCUUUGCUCCCACGUCUAUACUCUGUCUUCCCGUGGAAGAACCUCAGAUCUGGAUCAUUUCGUCAGGGUCACCGUGCCUACGCUGUUGAACAUUGUGCAGAUGUCAGUUAGCACAACCACAUUAGCAAGGUUGAACCAUCUUACCGGAAUCGUACAAGGCGCUCGGAAGGACAUCGAUGCAUGCAUCAAACGACUAUCUAUGAAGUUCUAUAAGACGGACAUCAAGCUACUAUACGAUCAGCUGGCUGAUCCUGCUUUGCAAACGAGAUUUGACAAGGAGGCCAUGAAGAAACUCACCGAGUGGGAAGAUAUGAAUGCUGCCAGCCAUAGGGCUGCAUGUCGAAAGAAGGGUAUCUACGUUCAAAAGAAGAAAGGCAUUUCGAUGAACUGGAACGAGGAUUUCUUGUGGCCUGUCCAACCAUAUAUCGACGUUGCAUUCCGAACUAUCAUCGAUGAUUCAUGCGAGAUAUUCAAAGCCGAGGCAACGCAAGACAUCAAAUCGAUCAUAGCAGAGCUAGAUACUAGAUUGAAGAAUGAUCCGAAAGCUUUAGCCUGUGAUGCAUACGGUGCUUGCUUCAAAGAGAACGUUAGCCUUUUCUACGAAACCAUCGAACGGCAUGUAUCGGCAGCGGCAAAACUUCUCAAGAAAGGAAUGAUAAAAGUACACCUCAGCGCCAUCAAACUUCGUAACGAAGUCGAUUACUUCCCACGGGCAAUGUCGGACAUAUAUACUGAAGCCACCGCCAAGAAGGCUGCGGGCAAAGGCAAAACCAUGAAAAUGGCCCGCUACCAGUACCUCAAGGAAGCCAUUCCUGGCCCUAUGGGUCCGUUCGCUCAGAUCGCGGGUUACGCGAAGGCCGAUUCCGCGAAGACCAUCAAUCUUGCCUGUGACGAGCUCCAGAAGAACUUGAACAGAAUGCUGCAGAAUGUUCAGACUGAUUUCGAUCGUAUGAAGAACAGAAAGGACAACGAUACAGAGCAGGGCAAGGCGUUCCGAAAGCAGCUCCACGAGCUGGUCGAAGAGGCACGGAGGAUUCUGAACGGGGUUACCCAGGAGAGUCUCGACUUGUGCAAGCAGUACAAGUGAGAAUUGAGGGUGCUGAUGGAAUGGCCUGUCGACGUAGCAGGGGCUUGAUAUGGAUGGAGGCGGAUGAAAAGUUUCUUCUUUCGCGGGGACAUGACUGGACUUUUGCGCAGCAUCAUGAUGGCGGCACACGGUUUCAUUGCAUCUUCGCUGCGGUACCUGGCUGGGACUUUGGAUUUACUUCUCAUACAUGCUGGGAUAGCUGCAUCCCGUCGAGAUAGUACAUGUGUAUGCAAAUCAACAUCGGUCCAACUCAAGACAUUAAUCCCACAUCCUCGCUUUUGUUAGUUAUUUGAUUGGGGC
This is a messenger RNA of Alternaria rosae, 3406 nucleotides long. RefSeq lists its product as uncharacterized. The coding region runs from base 167 to 3106 and encodes 979 amino acids. The record is from RefSeq and is a predicted model, not a curated record. NCBI's taxonomy places the organism in Eukaryota, Fungi, Ascomycota, Dothideomycetes, Pleosporales, Pleosporaceae. The transcript has 12 exons.